AAGGCUGUUAAAACUGUACGUCCAUUACUCCUAGUCAUUUGUAUGUUAUCUAAAUAAGUAUGUACCUGUGUAUGGAUUUCAUACCUCGAGGCUUCUCCCAGUGCAUUAUUGGAUAAUUGAUCAUAAGCGAUGAAUUCAUGGAGGUAUCUAUUUGUGACUCACCGAAGCUGCGUUUCAUAAAAAACUCCCAAACAGCCCCUGGUUGAUGUGUGACAGAAAUAUCCAGGACGACAGUGGGUGUGAAGGUACAGAGUUAGUCUGCCUGGUACCUGUCUUGGAGAGGGACUUUCAGGACCGCUGGAGCGCAGACCUGGACCGAUGACCCGGGAAGUGAAGUCUACAGACAGAGACCUGACAUCCAUCCCGUCUGAUGGGUCUCCCGUCAACAUGUGCUCUGAAUGUUACAUCAACCAGACAUUUGUCAACGAUGAUGGGACCACAAACGAUCACAAAACAAGCUCCACCCCGGUUUCUCCCCAGUGCGACCCCUUCAAAAGCGGGAUCAUCUUGGACACCUCCACCCUGGAGAGCCAGGUGCCCCCCCUAGCACCCCGCUUCCGCUUCAGGGACUUCCUUCUUGGAGACCAGGGCUUCCAGAACAACGACAGGGUCCAGGUAGAGUUCUACGUGAAUGAAAACACCUUCAAGGAGCGCCUGAAGCGGUUCUUCAUUAAGAACCAGAGAUCCAGCCUGAGGAUCCGUGUGUUAAACUUCUCCCUGAAGCUGCUCACCUGCCUGCUGUACAUCAUCCGAGUGAUGACUGACAUGCCCAUCCAGGGGCCCAGCUCUGGCCAUAGCCCAGGACAACCCGUAUCUACCAAAUGCACGGACUGCCCGCCGAACGGCUCCGCAGCGGACAUCAACUGGGAACUCAUCUUCUGGGUGGAUCGCAAGUUUCCUGUUUGGGCCAUACAGGUGAUCGUGGCCAUCAUCAGUUUCCUGGAGGCGAUGCUUCUGAUGUACCUGAGCUACAAGGGCAACAUUUGGGAGCAGAUCUUUCAUGUGUCGUUCCUCCUAGAGAUAAUCAACACAGUUCCCUUCAUCAUAACGAUUUUCUGGCCUCCGAUAAGAAACGUUUUUAUACCUGUUUUCCUCAACUGUUGGCUGGCCAAGUGCGCUCUAGAAAAUAUGAUAAAUGACGUCCACAGAGCUAUUCAGAGGACCAACUCAGCCAUGUUCAACCAGGUCCUCAUCCUCAUCUGUACCCUGCUGUGUCUGGUGUUCACUGGAACAUGUGGGAUUCAACACUUGGAGCGAGCAGGGAAGAACCUGUCUCUGUUCAACGCCUUCUACUUCUGCAUCGUCACCUUCUCCACGGUGGGCUUCGGGGACGUCACCCCCCGCAUCUGGCCCUCCCAGCUGCUGGUGGUCAUCAUGAUCUGUGUGGCGCUGGUGGUGCUGCCUCUGCAGUUUGAGGAGCUGAUCUACCUGUGGAUGGAGAGACAGAAGUCAGGCGGGAACUACAGCCGCCACCGAGCCCAGACGGAGAAGCACGUGGUGCUGUGUGUCAGCGGGCUGAAGGUGGACCUGCUCAUGGACUUCCUCAAUGAGUUCUACGCCCACCCAAGGCUGCAGGAUCACUAUGUGGUGAUCCUGUGUCCCGGUGAGAUGGACGGCCAGGUGGGCCGGGUGCUGCAGAUCCCUCUUUGGUCCCAGAGGGUCAUCUACCUGCAGGGCUCUGUUCUGAAGGACCAGGACCUCAUGAGAGCCAAGAUGGAUGAUGCUGAGGCCUGUUUUAUUCUGAGCAGUCGCAAUGACGUGGACCGCAUGGCUGCAGAUCAUCAAACGAUCCUGAGAGCGUGGGCCGUGAAGGACUUUGCUCCCAGCUGCCCUCUCUACGUUCAGAUACUCAAACCAGAAAAUAAAUUCCAUGUCAAGUUUGCAGACCACGUGGUGUGCGAAGAGGAGUUUAAGUACGCCAUGUUUGCUCUGAACUGUGUGUGUCCUGCCACCUCCACCCUGGUCACCCUGCUGGUGCAUACGUCCCGGGGCCAAGAGGGCCACCAGUCUCCAGAACCCUGGCAGAGGAUGUACGGCUGUUGCUCUGGCAACGAGGUCUACCACAUACGACUGUGCGACAGCAAGUUCUUCAGAGAGUAUGAGGGGAAGAGCUUCACCUACGCCUCGUUCCACGCCCAUAAGAAGUACGGAGUGUGUCUCAUCGGCAUAAAGAGGGAGGAGAACAAAAGCAUCCUGCUGAACCCGGGGCCGCGCCACAUCAUGGCCGCCAACAACACCUGCUACUACAUCAACAUCACCAAGGAGGAGAACUCCGCCUUCAGCCUCACCCAGGAGGAGAGGAAGGGCCGAACGGCCAGGGGCCUCUACGACGGACCCUCACAGCUGCCCGUGCACAGCAUCCUGGCCAGCAUGGGUACUGUUGCAAUCGACCUGCAGACCACCAGUCCCCCCAACCCGUCCACCAGUAGCCCGGCCCCCCUCACGGUGAACGGAGCUGGGGGCCGGCGGCCCAGCAUCGCGACCGUCCUGGAGAUCGCAGACUCCGCCGCCAUCCUACCAUGUGACCUCCUGUCCGACCAGUCAGAAGACGACUCCAGCUACUCUGAGGAGAAAGGCCCCUGUUUGACUGAGUAUGUGAAAGGUUACCCCCCUAAUUCUCCCUACAUCGGCAGCUCCCCGACUCUGUGCCAUCUGCUGGCUGACAAGGCCUCCUUCUGCUGCCUGCAGCUGGACCAGGGUUGCGGGCACAACGCCUUUGAAGAUGCAAAGGCGUAUGGUUUUGAAAACAAGGUCAUUAUAGUUUCGGCCGAGACGGCGGGCAACGGCCUGUAUAACUUCAUAGUGCCUCUAAGGGCGUACUACCGGCCCCGCAGGGAGCUCCACCCCAUCGUACUGCUGCUGGACAACCCUCCAGAAAAACAUUUCCUGGAGGCCAUCUGCAGUUUCCCUAUGGUGUAUUAUAUGGCUGGGACCAUAGACAAUCUGGACAGCCUGCUGCAGUGUGGGAUCCUGUACGCUGAUAACCUGGUGGUGGUGGACAAGGAGAGCACCAUGAGCGCUGAGGAGGACUACAUGGCCGACGCCAAGACCAUCGUCAACGUGCAGACCAUGUUCAGGUUGUUCCCCAGUCUGAGCAUCAUCACAGAACUCACACACCCCUCCAACAUGAGGUUCAUGCAGUUCAGAGCCAAGGACUGCUACUCCCUGGCCCUCUCCAAGCUGGAGAAGAAGGAGCGCGACCGAGGCUCCAACCUGGCCUUCAUGUUCCGCCUGCCCUUCGCAGCGGGCCGGGUGUUCAGCAUCAGCAUGUUGGACACCUUGCUGUACCAGUCUUUUGUGAAGGACUACAUGAUCCUCAUUGCCAGGCUGCUUCUCGGUCUGGACACCACUCCGGGAUCAGGGUAUCUUUGUGCUAUGAAGAUCUCUGAGGAGGAUCUGUGGAUCAGGACGUAUGGGAGACUUUUCCAGAAGCUCUGCUCCUCCAGCGCUGAGAUCCCGAUUGGGAUUUACAGGACGGAAUACCACAUGUUCUCUCCCCCGGAGUCCCAUACGUCAGCGAAGCUGAACCCCCAGGGGGAGGUGCCCAUGGAGAAGGGUGGGGAGGAGUGCCGUGGUGCCGAGCGCCCGGAACCCCUGCGGAGGAAGAAGAGCAUGCAGUGGGCCCGUCGGCUGAGCAAGAGGAGCCCGCGCUGGCCCUCGGGGCCCCCGGGGGCCCGGCCGGCCCCGGACUGCGGCCAGCGCAUGGCCCAACAGCGGUUCACCUUCUACCGCCGCUCUGAACGCGAGGAGCUUUCCCAGCUGGUCCGCAACCGCAUGAAGCACCUGGGCCUGCCCACCUCGGAGUAUGAUGACAUGGCUCAUUUGACAGGCAGUGAUGUCAUGAACAGAGUCAACUUGGGCCACUUACAAGGCGAGCUGCGUGACCAGCAGAACACUCUGUCCUAUGUUCUGAUAAACCCCGCCCCCGACACCCGGCUGGAGAUCAAUGACAUUGUGUACCUGAUCCGGCCUGACCCCCUGGCCCAUGUUCCUGAUGAACCCUCCGUCAAGAGCAGCAGUCUCAAGGAGACAUACGAGUCCAGCAUAGACGCUGCAGAGGACCUUCAGCUCUGAGACCUUCAGCUCUGAGACCUUUAGCCCUGAGACCUUCAGUUCUGAGACCUUCAGCUCUGAGACCUUUAGCCCUGAGACCUUCAGCUCUGAGGCCUUCAGCCCUGAGACCUUCAGCUCUGAGGCCUUCAGCCCUGAGACCUUCAGCUCUGAGGCCUUCAGCCCUGAGGCCUUUAGCUCUGAGACCUUCAGCUCUGAGGCCUUCAGCCCUGAGGCCUUCAGCCCUGAGACCUUCAGCCCUGAGGCCUUCAGCUCUGAGGCCUUCAGCCCAGAGGCCUUCAGCUCUGGGACCUUCAGCCCUGAGGCCUUCAGCCCUGAGACCUUCAGCUCUGAGACCUUCAGCUCUGAGGCCGUCAGCCCUGAGGCCUUCAGCUCUGAUACUGUUUAACGUGUCUCUGCUGUCCAACUCUGAUGGACAGCAUUGUCUGUUUGGUUUUCAGUGUUUCAAGCGUUGACCUGGAGGUAAACCGUGAUCUUUGUGGAGAGUUACUGAAGAUGUCUGAUGGUUCAAAUUAUAUGACAAAAAUUACCUCAAUAUCUGCAGUCUACCUGUAGGCAUCCCUCAUAAAGUAUUUGAACCCCUACCUGCUCAUUAAUGACAUGAAUCUGGAUUAACUUCAAGUCUCUUUGGAUAAAAGUGUAGUAAGUAACUAAAUAUGAAAAAGUUAGCAGCAUUGAUUGCUCAGGUCCAUAAUCUAUAUCCUAUUUUAUAUUUUACUGAGAUGGAAAACAUGUCUGAUUGAUAAGCAAAUAAAAAACAAAGAAUAAUCAGUAUCACAGAAGAACGGGAUAGUUGAUAUGCCUCCAGCCCCAACCCAGAAUUUACGUAUCACCAUGACCAUGAAGUUAGAUCUCCUAUCAACAAUUUAGGUUGAGAGACAAGAGCUGAAACUCUUUUUAGAAAGAAGAAGGCAGGUAGACUCCUUGCUCACUAAGCUCUGCCAGGCUGUACCAGGUAUACAUUCUCACCAGGAUAAGAUCACCCAUGGAUAUGAACAUGUUUUAAAGGUCUGAGGUCUCCCCAGAUUUUUUGGUUGGGAUAUCGAGAGAAACAAGAAGCUAUCAAAUGACAUAAAUGCGGUAAAUCACCUGGCCCCAAUGGGUGUAUAGUUUAAUUUUACAAACUAUUCUCUGCUUCUUUCUCUGCAAUUCUUAGAUAUGUUGAAGGAAAGGAACCCUUCUGGAUCAGAAGCCCACGUUUCGCUUUUAUUAAAAGAAGAUAAGGAUCCUCUUUCAUGUUGCAGUUAAAGGCUCAUCUCACAAUCAUCUCAUCUCACACUCAAAAUGUAGGCUUCAAAACCCUUUCGCAGGUUCUAUCCCAGUGCCACUCAGUUCUGUCCAUCUUCACAGCCCUGACCAGACCAGAUUUAUGCUUGUGAGGCCCUAAUUUCCCAAUCCCCAAAGGCUUCUUAAUACUUCUAAUUCUCCAGCCAUCCCAAGGUUGUUCAGACACUACAUACCGAGAAAGCCUUUGACUGAGACGUAUGGCGAAACCUGUUUUGGUUUUGGAGAAUGUGGUUUUAGUUUUGGCUUCAUCUCUUAUGCAGAAUCCAGGAUUCUAGAGGAUCCUGUUGCUUCUGUUACCACUGGAGGGGAAGUGAUGGUUACCCGGCCAGAAUGAGCCAUCACAGCUCCUUUUGUGAAAGCCAUUUGGCCUUGUGGGAAGGAGAAAUUCUAGGAAAUUUCAAGGGUUUGGACAAUCCAUAAGAUGUACUUUAAUGCUGAUGACCUACCUGUAUCCAUCUUGUGAAGAUGAUAAUCCGUCCCAAAUCCCUUUGUAUAUUUCAGCACAUCCCAAUGCUUAUUAAGAAUGCCCUCUUUGCUAAAUUUGACUCACCAUCACCAAGUAUGUUAUUUUGGUGUAACAAACGCCCUUGUAUCGAACACAUGGGGCUGACUGGCCUUGCUGAAUUGUAUUGUCUGUUACUGGGCCUGUAAUGUUGGGAAGCUCCUUCAGAUGCAUCAGGGAGAAUAGCAGGGGGUGCGUUGUGACCUGGGUGGUGGAGGGAAGGGACAGGAGUGAACUCCUUCUCAAACAUGCAGUAGAUCUCAUUGAGCUCGUUGGCGAGGGGAGGCUGUCGGGCAUCUGUGGGUACUUAAGUCUGUAAUUGGUGAUCUUUUUGAGGCCUUUUCACACGGAGGAGGGAUUCUCUUCCGAUAGCUGCUGCUGCAGUCAGCGAUGUUUCGCCUCCUUCACCGCUUUGGUGAACCUGUACUUGGCCUGCCUGAACAGGCCACCGUUCCCACCGCGCCUUGCUGCCUCCUUCUCCCACCUCAGCCGCUUCGUUGGGGGGAGAACCAGGGCUUGUCGUUGUUGUAAGACUUCCUGGAGUGGAGGGGGACACACACCUCCUCGUAGAAGCCGAUGAACGAUGACAGAGUAUCUGUGUAUUAGUCAAAGUGUUUUCUCGCCUCUUGCCCUGCUCCCAUGCUUCGCUGGACCACACUCUGAACUGACUCACUACAGGUUUAGAGAGUUUCAAUCUCUGCCUGUUGUGGGGAUCAGGUGAAUGAGAUUGUGGUCACUGUUGCCAAGCGCAGCUACGUAAGCAUCGUGAAAUCAUUGCAGCCCGACACAGAGUAGCCUACUAAUAAAUCCAAUGAAAAAGAAGAACGCAACACAUUAAACAAAGAGCAACAAUGUAGGAUGUCCAAGAAGGACGGCAAACUUUUGCACAACAUUUUCUUAAAUAAACUAAGCUCUCGUUGUUGUCCAGAAAUAACCUGCGGGUACUAUAUUUGUAUAUUAUUGUAUAUCCCCCUGUCUUCUGUCGACAAAUCAACGGACGGCGUGUGUAGCUUCAACUUAUCGGCAUCUUUUCCGACAGCUUGGUACCCCAACGGAGGAGUACCGAAAAAUAGGUACGGUUAAGUGCAGCUCAGUGCGCUUUUUACUGGACCCCGCACACUUUUGGUGGUGGAAACGUGAACCGUACCGCAUCUAACCGUACCGCACCUAAUCUUACCACACCGCUCGAUGGAAACGCACCACUAUAAGAUAUCCUGGCCUCAGACCUGUGACCAUGCUCUCUGAACUCUCUUGAAAACAUGAUUCCUUCUCAAUAAUGUGCCCUCUUUAUUGUACCUGUGUUAAAUAAUCAUGUAUUUUGUCAAUCCUGCUCUGAGGCAGCCUUUCGCACGUCAUAACAAAGGCAUAGUUUCCAUCAACACACUUUAAAGUGAAGGGAUCUUCCCAGAUUUUGCAGAACUCUGUGGUUUUACUUUUUCCAGACUAGACAUUUCAUUCAAAGGCAGUACCCUCACUUUCCUAUUCACCCCCUGAAAUCCUCUCAAUCCUUUCACACUUCCUUCUUUCUCAGCCCUGAUCAAAAGAAAAUUGUGUUGUCCAUCAAUCUGUUAGCUCCAUGGACAUGGUCCCAUUCCAUGCUAAAGAUGCCUGUGAUGCCUGUGAGGGGUUAUUGGGGAUAACUGUCUCGGAAGAUCAGUGGGACCACAUCUUACAGAUGGUUAACUCCUCUAUUUGUGAAAUGCGAGGUAUUGUUCAAACACCAUUAAACAAAUGCCAAACUAACGAAAAUGUAUCCCAAUGUUUGUGAUGCCUGUAA
Molecule: messenger RNA, 7637 nt
Organism: Gadus morhua (Atlantic cod)
Lineage: Eukaryota; Metazoa; Chordata; Actinopteri; Gadiformes; Gadidae
Gene: kcnt1a
Product: potassium sodium-activated channel subfamily T member 1a
Exons: 31
Coding region: 319-4074 (1251 amino acids)
Biological process (GO): potassium ion transmembrane transport
Cellular component (GO): plasma membrane
Molecular function (GO): intracellular sodium-activated potassium channel activity; outward rectifier potassium channel activity
Source: RefSeq, a predicted model, not a curated record